CGCCGCCCACUGCGCUACACAUUUUCUGGCCCGCUCUCGAUAGAAUCACUUUUUUUGUUAAACCCCACACAUCUACUAUAUAUUUAUAUAUAUAUAUUGAAAUUCGUAUAUUCGCUGAGAGCUGAAAUUCGCGGCGAAAUAAUUUUAGCAACUUGUUAUCCGUCCAUGCCAUGCGCGAUAAAAUAUCACAACUAUUUUGCUUGCAAAAGAACGCAUGCAAAAAUAAUUCAACAGAUAAUAACAGAGGACAUAAUGUGCCAACAAAAGCAACGAGCAACGGGACCAUGUGCGCCAAUGGGGCUCUUGGGACAGAAGGGCCCGAAGCGCCAGAGACCGACUCAUCAGGGACCGGGCGGAUGCGGAAGCCGCUGGAGAGGAAUGGCUCAACGCAGAACCACGUUGUUCACCUCGAGAGAAGGCUGGGCCUCUUCAGUGGGGUGGCUUUAAUUGUUGGAACUAUGAUAGGGUCUGGAAUUUUUGUGUCACCCUCCGGUUUACUGGUUCGCACUGGUUCCGUUGGAGUUAGCUUUAUAAUCUGGCUUGCCUGUGGUGUGCUCUCUUUGCUGGGCGCUCUGGCAUAUGCUGAACUUGGCACGAUGAACACGUCGUCGGGGGCGGAGUGGGCGUACUUCAUGGACGCCUAUGGACCGGCGCCGGCGUUUCUGUUCUCAUGGUACGCCGUUGAGGCCUUUGUGACGGAAUGCGAUCCGCCCAGGGGCGUGGUCAAGAUGGUCGCCCUGGUGGCAAUUGUGAUGAUCCUGUUCGUGAACUGCUACAGCGUGAACCUGGGAAUGGCGGUGCAGAACAUCUUCACCGCCGCCAAACUGGUGGCCGUGGUGGUGGUGAUCUGCGGCGGAGCCUACAAGCUGAUGCAGGGCAACACGCAGCACCUGUCGAAUGCAUUUAAUGGCCCGAUGCCGAACGUGGGCGCCAUCGCCACGGCGUUCUACACGGGCUUGUGGGCCUACGACGGCUGGAACAACCUGAACUACGUGACCGAGGAGAUCAAGAACCCGAGCAAGAACCUCCCGCGCUCGAUCAUCAUCGGCAUUCCGCUGGUGACGCUCUGCUAUGCUCUCAUCAACAUCUCCUAUCUGGCGGCCAUGUCCCCCGAGGAGAUGAUCGAGUCGGAGGCGGUGGCGGUCACCUUCGGCAAUCGGGUGUUGGGAGCCCUCGCCUGGCUGAUGCCCCUCAGCGUCACCAUCAGCACCUUUGGCAGCGCCAACGGCACCCUCUUCGCAGCUGGGCGUCUUUGCUUUGCGGCCAGUCGAGAGGGUCACCUGCUGGAUAUCCUCUCCUAUGUCCAUGUGCGUCGUCUUACACCUGCUCCGGGGCUGAUAUUCCACUCGCUGAUUGCCUCGGCAAUGGUGCUGCAUGGCACGAUUGAAUCACUGAUUGAUUUCUUCAGCUUCACCGCCUGGAUCUUCUACGGCGGCGCGAUGCUGGCCCUGAUCGUGAUGCGCUACACCAAGCCCAACUAUCCACGGCCCUACAAGGUGCCGAUCAUCAUUCCCGUUGUGGUCUUGGUCAUCUCCGUAUAUCUCGUCGCAGCCCCGAUCUUCGAGACGCCCCGCAUCGAGUACCUCUACGCCCUGCUCUUCAUCUUCGCGGGCCUCAUCUUCUACGUGCCAUUUGUUAAGCUCGGAAUGACACCGAGGUUUAUGAACAAGGUGACGCUGUUCUUCCAGCUUCUGCUGGAGGUGGUGCCCACCUCAUCGAUGGCCAUGUUCGAGUGAAGCUGCCCCGGGAAGUGGUGCUCAAUAUUGGUGGAUCGGGGUCACCAGAUGGCAGAGCGAGAGAGACGCAAAUACAUUCACUUAAUUAACUAUACACACGAGGAUAUAUUGGGAGUGAAGAAGCAUAGACAGGAUACAAUGGACGAGUGUUAAGAGCAACCUAUAUUGAUAUACUGACGUUGUCGUUGACAAAGUAGUGCUAGAGAAACAGAAAACUAUUUGAAAUAGUCUUUUUAUGCUAUGAGCUGGUUAUAUUCAAAAGGUUAUAUAUGAAUAUACAGAUAUUUAGUGCGGAUACAUCCAGGUGUAUCUUUAUGUAGCGCGCAUAGGCCAAGUUGCAUAGUUGAUAUGUACGUACGUUUAUACAAAACCAAACAAAAGCAAAUCUAUAUAUACAUAUAUUUUUGUGUUCUAUUACUUAAAGAUCAAAAAACAAAUGACAGAAGCGACAAAAACACACACCAAAACCAAAGUCUAGAAAACAACUUUGCCAAGCGGUUAGGAGUGGAAGCCCAUCGAUAAAAUGGGUAAUGGUUUGAGUACAGUGCCGCCAGGAAUCGAUGAACACCACCAAUCAGUACAGUACCCACCUAAAAACUACACUCGCCGCAGAGCUUUCGGGUUUGUCCUUGUUUGUAUUCGUUUGAUUUUCCGUUGACGUUUUUCUUUUUACCCACACACUAUGUUCGAGUUAAACGAUCUAGAGAUCGGCUGGAAUAGCAAUAUUUAUAUAGAUAUAUAUAUAUAUAUACGGCGGGGACAGGGAUGAUAAUAAAACCAACAAGGAAACACAAAAUACAAAAAUAAGAAAAACCCCAACUGAAUGUUUCUAACUUUGUGCGACAAUGACGCGUGUGAAAUUCGUAGGACUGCAAAUAGGCAUUAAAGAUUUGUAAUUGAUACCAAAGUAAGGUAAAGAAAACAAACACUGAGAAAACUCAAACAAAAAAAUAGAAAAAGCCAAUGAAAAAAAGAGAAAAGCAAACAUAAAUACCACUAUGGAUACUUGUUAAAUACAUUUUUUUGCGACUUCUGUCUGCUUUGACAAAUCGUUGCAACCAAAGCUAGAUUUAGAUUAAGAAUGGCGGUUAUACUUCUAUUAUUAUAUUUAAUGUACCAUUUUUUUUUUUUUUUUGAAUUUUUGUUUUCGGUUUUUUGGUUUUCGUGGAGGACUCGUCGUACGCGAGUUAGAAAAAGACAGCAGAUGCAGGUGCCGUCUCACUCGGCUGCAAAAAUACAGAAUUUACCACUUUUCUUUAAAGUUUGAUAUACUUUUUUUUUGACUUCUUGCUAUGCUUCUCAAUUGUCUGAACCGAUAUACAAAACAUUUAUAUCUUUACCUAUUUAUAGGGAUACUACAGAACUUACACACACAUAAAUAUAUAUUUAUAUAAUUUGUUAAGUUUAUAAAUUUUAUAAUUUUAUUACCAACUAUUUACAAUGAGCUAAACGGUAACCAGAACAAAUCGAAAAUCUCUAUCUAUACAUGUACCUACCACCUAAUAACAAAAGAAUUGUAUUAUGUAAACCAAAAAUUGACGAAAUAAAGUUUUUGAAACACAUUA
Messenger RNA from Drosophila ficusphila, 3301 nucleotides. RefSeq names its product b(0,+)-type amino acid transporter 1 (gene sbm). Gene Ontology annotation, cellular component: membrane. Lineage: Eukaryota; Metazoa; Arthropoda; Insecta; Diptera; Drosophilidae. Gene Ontology annotation, molecular function: L-amino acid transmembrane transporter activity. Gene Ontology annotation, biological process: amino acid transmembrane transport. The record is from RefSeq and is a predicted model, not a curated record.